Messenger RNA from Prorocentrum cordatum, 1538 nucleotides. The record is from the annotation of a GenBank genome assembly. Lineage: Eukaryota; Dinophyceae; Prorocentrales; Prorocentraceae.
AGUCGCCCCUCUUUGCUCGAGGACGCCCGGCUGGGCCGAGGUUUCCAGGCACCGCGGUCAUUCCACAGGACAAAUUACAUUUCCUGUAUUCUGCGUUGCGCGACGCGGUCGCCCUCAGCACCCUGGCCUCUGAGCCGGUUUGCCAGCGUCACUUUGAGAGCGCUCAGUGCGAGACGAGCGCCGACGCAGGUUGCCAUCAUAUCGAACGUGUUCUGACUCGCCAUCUGGAGUCGGUACAAUUGCAAUUCUGUUCGUCGGUGUCUAGCCAUGUCUGUUUCAGCCGGGUGCUCAGCGUGAGCCUGGUGCGUUUCUUGGUGGGUUCGCUCAUCGGUCGUUUUUCUUAUCGACUUGCACCGCCAAUGGCUCAUUCUGCACAGGUCUUCGAGCAGCAGUCGGCCACUGAUCUCAGGAAUGGGCCGGCGACACCUUCGACCCCUGCCCGCUCGAAGCCGCCCGGUUGAUUGCCCGGCGGUCGUUGCUCAAGCACCGGGCCUUUUACUUCUGGCGUGCGCUGGCCGUCGUGCCCCAGGUAGAUACGCACGUGCGGCCUGGGGCCCUGCUGGACAUCAAGAGGGGGGACCUGCUGCCUCCCAUGCGGCAGCGUUGAUCUCGUCACGUCGACUGGGGCCUGGCCCCAUCUCCGAGUACGAAGGCAGGAAAGACAAAAUGGGGGAGCAGGAUGAGACGCUGAUCAUCGGCAUCCUCGACCGUGCCAUCGUGAAAGACGUGGCUGUCUUUCUUUAUGGCUCUGCGCACGACGGCGAACGGGUCUUCCGACAUCUGACGUUGCCAUUUUUCGAGAAAGCCAUCAAGGAGGUUUUCGAGCCACUCGAGCUUCAAGAUCUUAGGAUCGCGCCGCAUUGUUUUCGACACACUGGCCCUUCGACGGACGCCUACAUGAAAGCUCUCAGCUUCCAGCUGAUCCAGGUUCGCGGCAAGUGGAAGUGCCCAGCCUCGGCGAGGUGAUGCGAGAAGCAUGCCACUCUCCUUCGGCAGUUGCACAAUGUGACAGCACGCCAACGGCGUGAAGCGAUCGCUGCUGGCCGUCAGUUCCCCAACCUGCUCAAGAAUCCCUUUUCGCCAGAAUUUUUGGAAUCGCCAACCAGCUACCCCGCCACCUCCCUGGCCACAACGAUGCGCAUGGGAAGUUUCAUCAACAGUGCUCGGUCGCAUGCGAAGCGCUUCGAAUUUCUCUGUCAACCAGCUGCGGUUGGAACUACGCUUUUGCGUCGGCUUUGCCACUCCACCGCUUUCUUGAAGCCCGCCUAGAGACACGGUUCGCAUGUGAGUUUGUACGCGUUCUCCGCAGAUGAUGAAGGCUUUGGACACGUCGCUACCCAUUUGGUCGCGUUUGCGGUCGCCCCUCUUUGCUUGCCUCCCUGACCCCGCCUGCCACCCUCGUUCAGAGGUCAGGGGUACCCUCUAAAAAGGGAAGCUGCAUCAACAGUGUGCGGUCGCACGCGAAGCGCUUCGAGUUUCUCUGACAAUCAGCUGUGGUUGGAACUACGCUUCGCCUUGUUUGAAAACGAAGUUCCUUA